Messenger RNA from Paralichthys olivaceus (Japanese flounder), 2363 nucleotides. It is a transcript of the gene slc75a1, whose product is annotated as major facilitator superfamily domain containing 10. Gene Ontology annotation, biological process: transmembrane transport. The record is from RefSeq and is a predicted model, not a curated record. NCBI's taxonomy places the organism in Eukaryota, Metazoa, Chordata, Actinopteri, Pleuronectiformes, Paralichthyidae. Gene Ontology annotation, cellular component: brush border membrane. Gene Ontology annotation, molecular function: transmembrane transporter activity.
ACGAGUUUCCCGUGUUUCUGAUGGUCUGGUUGAAAAUGUGCGGAGGAGAGAAGAGGAGGAGAUGAUGAAGAGUCUCAGUCUCUGGGUCGAUAUGAAACUCUUGAGACUUUUAAAGCAUCAGUUCUCAACAACCAACUUCAGGAACAGUCUGAGAGAAGACAGCAUUAGUUUGGAGGAAUGUCAGACGUAAACACACCUGGAGGGGAUGGCGGCUCGUUCUCCUCAAAGAUCAUCAAAGUGGUGUUUUUCAUCCUGCUGCUCGACCUGCUGGGAUUCACACUGAUUCUACCUCUUCUGCCGUCCAUUUUGGAUCAUUAUGCACAAACAGGGGAUGUUGUGUAUCAGUCUCUGCAGAGCGUUGUGGACUGGUUCAGGGAGGUUGUUGGGAUUCCUAUGGAGAAGAAAUAUAACAGUGUCCUGUUCGGAGGUCUGAUCGGAUCACUGUUCUCGCUGCUGCAGUUCCUGUCAUCGCCUAUAACAGGCGCUCUGUCAGACCGCUAUGGCAGACGACCCCUGCUCAUUCUUACUACAUUGGGGCUGAUGUCCUCCUAUGCUGUGUGGGCAGUUUCGCGGAGCUUCAGCAUGUUCCUUUUGUUCCGGGUAAUUGGGGGAAUCUGCAAGGGCAACGUCAGCCUCUGCACCGCCAUCGUAGCCGACUUGCCUUGUCCCAAAGCACGAAAUAGAGGAAUGGCCAUGAUUGGCGUCGCCUUCUCCUUGGGCUUCACCGUGGGGCCUCUGAUGGGCGCCUACUUCGCCCUGAGGUCCAGAACAACAGGAGGUGUCUUCUACCAGGCUCCAGCUCUGCUCGCCUUGGCCUUCAGUGUUGCUGAUUUGCUCUUUAUCUGGCUCAUGCUGCCCGAGACACUCACAAAGGAUGUCAAGGCUUCGUCUUCAGGGUUCGAGAGCUCCAGGAACCUCCUGAACCCAUUAUCUUUGUUCCGUUUUUCAGCUGUUACCCAGACAAAAGAUCCCCCUUCAAAAGAGAGAAUGCAGAGGCUUCAAGUGUUGGGCCUUGUUUACUUUUGCUACCUCUUCCUGUUCUCUGGUCUGGAGUUCACGCUGAGUUUUCUGACUCACCAACGCUUCCAGUUCACAAGUAUGCAGCAGGGAAAGAUGUUCUUCUUCAUUGGUGUCAUCAUGGCUUUGAUACAGGGGGGAUACGCUCGCAGAAUUAAACCUGGACACCAUAUCAAAGCAGUCCGUGUGGCGAUCAUCACACUAAUUCCAGCUUUUAUCCUAAUCGGGUUAUCAUGGAAUAUGACAAUGCUGUAUGUCGGCUUGGCGUUAUACUCGUUUGCGGCUGCGAUAGUAGUUCCCUGCUUGUCCACUCUUGUGUCUGACCACGGCUCAGCCAGUCAGAAAGGCACAGUGAUGGGGAUCCUGCGUAGUUUGGGGGCCUUGGCCAGAGCUCUGGGACCAGUCGUGUCGUCGUCUGUUUACUGGAUAUCUGGAGCUCAAACCUGUUUUCUCAUCACAUCGGCCUCUUUGAUCGUCCCGCUCGCUCUCCUGAGCACAGCUGCGAGGCAGAAGGACGAGUGAGAAGGACAAAGACUUGAACAGACUUUAAAAAGAAGUGACGGCAGAGACAUCCUGAUAUUUUGCUGCCUAAACGAAUGUAAUGAUGUUUACAUCUGCUGGGAGAUCAAGCACUAAGUUAUUACUUCAUGAGGAGAUGUUCGGUACACCUGCUGCGCUGCUGCCUAAGAAUCAGUUCAUGAAACUCAAUAAUGCAAAAAGAUGAUGCACGAGCCAAAACCAAAGGGGGACCAGAGCGAGGGAGGUCGCUGUGUAACUGAGAAAUGAAUGGACGUCAUGCUUUUUACUGUGCGUGCUCAUGCGAAUAUUAUGUGAAUAAUAUGCACUGCUUGAGCCAGGGUGGGGUUACAAAUAGUUUGUAAAAUAAAUCAUCAUCAUUUUAUAUAAUACCAGAUGAUUGUAUAAAAAGAUUCUUGGUACUGUGACUUAACUAAAGUGGCAGAAAGUAAUUUAGUGCAUUUACUCAAGUAAAAAUGUUGAUGUACUUUAUUUUAGUAUUUCCAUUUUAUAAAAAACAUUUUCUACAUGUAUAUAUAUAUUGUUCUUCACAACAUGUUGAGUGCUAAAGUUUUUGAAUGAAAGAAUAUGAUCUAAAGAAUAAUGUGCCUUUUUUAUUAGUGAAUUCCACCUCAACAGCUACAACAUUAAACUUUAGUUAAACGAAUGAAUGGAUUCAUUUUCUUUUGAUACUUUGAACAUUUUACUUUAUGUGACAUCAUUUUUUUUAAAUGUGUGGCUUGAUAUAUUUGGAAAUAUUGUAUGCACAACUGAUACUUAUAAUAAUUUUUUUUUUAAAUAUAUACUAAAUAAAGAAACCCUUCUACGAG